This is a messenger RNA of Colletotrichum acutatum, 432 nucleotides long. Its product is annotated as mitosis protein DIM1. Gene Ontology annotation, cellular component: U4/U6 x U5 tri-snRNP complex; U5 snRNP; spliceosomal complex. Gene Ontology annotation, biological process: mRNA splicing, via spliceosome. NCBI's taxonomy places the organism in Eukaryota, Fungi, Ascomycota, Sordariomycetes, Glomerellales, Glomerellaceae. The transcript is spliced from 5 exons. The record is from RefSeq and is a predicted model, not a curated record. The coding region runs from base 1 to 432 and encodes 143 amino acids.
AUGGGUUCCAUCGUCAUCCCCCAUCUCAACAGCGGCUGGCACGUCGAUCAAGCCAUCCUUUCCGAAGAAGAGCGCCUCGUCGUCAUCCGCUUCGGAAGAGACGCAGACCGCGACUGCAUGAAGCAAGACGAAGUCCUCUACCGCAUCUCGGACCGCGUCAAGAACUUUGCCUCCAUCUACGUCUGCGAUAUCGACCAGGUGCCUGAUUUCAAUCAGAUGUACGAACUCUACGACCCCUGCACAAUCAUGUUCUUUUUCAGGAAUAAACACAUGAUGGUUGAUUUCGGAACGGGUAACAACAACAAGCUCAACUGGGUGCUGGAAGACAAACAAGAACUCAUAGACAUCAUCGAGACAGUCUACCGCGGCGCCAAAAAGGGCCGCGGUCUCGUCGUCAGUCCAAAGGAUUACUCCACCAGACACCGAUACUAG